CCGGGGCUGAAGGGAGAGCCUGUCCGAGGAGAGAAGACGGCGGCGGCGACAGCGGCGGGCAGUGGCGCAUUUCUGAGACACUGAGGAACAAUGUAUGCACUGAAGAGAGAGCUCUGGUGUGUGCUCCUGCUGUGUGGGGCCAUCUGCACCUCGCCCAGCCAGGAAACCCACAGGCGACUCAGAAGAGGAGUCAGAUCGUACAGAGUGACCUGCAGAGAUGAGAAAACACAGAUGAUAUACCAGCAACACCAGUCGUGGCUGCGGCCCCUGCUCAGGGGCAACCGGGUGGAACACUGCUGGUGCAACGAUGGCCAGACCCAGUGCCACUCUGUGCCUGUCAAAAGUUGCAGCGAACCCCGGUGCUUCAAUGGGGGGACAUGUCUGCAGGCUGUCUAUUUCUCAGACUUCGUCUGCCAGUGCCCUGUGGGGUUCAUCGGGAGACAGUGUGAAAUAGAUGCCAGAGCCACCUGCUACGAGGACCAGGGUAUCACCUACAGGGGCACGUGGAGCACAACAGAGAGUGGGGCCGAGUGUGUCAACUGGAACACCAGUGGCCUGGCCAGCAUGCCCUACAAUGGGCGGAGGCCUGACGCUGUCAAGCUGGGCCUGGGAAACCACAACUACUGCAGAAACCCAGACAAAGACUCGAAGCCCUGGUGCUACAUUUUCAAGGCAGAGAAGUAUAGCCCCGAUUUCUGCAGCACACCCGCCUGCACCAAGGAAAAAGAGGAAUGCUACACUGGGAAAGGGUUGGACUACCGCGGCACCCGCAGCCUCACCAUGUCUGGAGCCUUCUGCCUCCCAUGGAAUUCCUUGGUCCUGAUGGGCAAAAUUUACACAGCCUGGAACAGCAACGCACAGACUCUGGGCCUGGGCAAGCACAACUACUGCAGGAAUCCAGAUGGGGACACCCAGCCUUGGUGCCACGUGCUGAAGGACCAUAAGCUGACCUGGGAGUACUGUGACCUGCCUCAGUGCGUCACCUGCGGCCUGAGACAGUACAAGGAGCCCCAGUUCCGCAUCAAAGGAGGCCUCUAUGCUGACAUCACCUCGCACCCAUGGCAGGCUGCCAUCUUCGUCAAGAACCGGAGGUCCCCAGGAGAGAGGUUUCUGUGUGGGGGGAUCCUGAUCAGCUCCUGCUGGGUGCUGUCAGCUGCUCACUGCUUCGAGAGGUUCCCUCCCCACCACGUCAGGGUGGUCUUGGGCAGAACGUAUAGGCUGGUCCCUGGAGAGGAGGAGCAGGCGUUUGAAGUGGAAAAAUACAUCGUCCACAAGGAAUUUAAUGACGACACUUACGACAAUGACAUUGCUCUGCUGCAGCUGAAAUCAGACUCGCUGACCUGCGCCCAGGAAAGUGAUGCGGUCCGAACCGUCUGCCUCCCGGAGGCCCUGCAGCUGCCCGAUUGGACGGAGUGCGAGCUGUCCGGCUACGGCAAGCAUGAAGCCUCUUCUCCUUUCUAUUCUGAGCGGCUGAAGGAGGCUCAUGUCCGGCUGUACCCAUCCAGCCGCUGCACUUCAAAACAUUUGUUUAAUAAAACCAUCACCAACAAUAUGCUGUGUGCCGGGGACACACGAAGUGGUGGGGACAAUGCAAACCUGCACGACGCCUGCCAGGGGGACUCGGGCGGCCCCCUGGUGUGUAUGAAGGGCAACCACAUGACCUUGGUUGGCGUCAUCAGCUGGGGCCUGGGCUGCGGGCAGAAGGACGUUCCGGGUGUGUACACCAAGGUCACAAAUUACCUGAACUGGAUUCGAGACAACACGAGACCGUGACCGAGAACCUCACGGAGACGCUACUUCCUCCACCUUGGAGACGAUGCGCCGAGGCGGGUGCUUCUUCCCGCCGCCCAGGCAGGGGGAAGGUGUUAUCUUCGCAGGUACUUCCCAUCUGAGAAGUUUUCAGGACUUAAGGUCUGAAAUGGACUCUGUCAGUCGGGGACAAUGGAUGAAUGCCACCUGAACACCACCACCCAGCACAGAAGCCCACCUCCUGCUCUGUCAAUGCCAGAAGCAUUGGAAACGGGACCACAAAGAUAAAAGUGUGUCUCAAGAGUCAAAGAGAACUUGAUCCUUCAGGGAAGAAGGGUUGCAUUAGAAAUAGAAUGUCUAUUUAUAGUCACAGGAAGCUGGGGGCUCUUAGGGAGGGAGGGGCUGGCUGGCCAGAUCAGACUCCUCAAAUCCAGCCUUUAAAUCAAGUGUCUGGCUUUCCUUUGCUCCAGCUCUUGGAAGGAAAUCCUGUCGUGCACAGUGUAAUUCUUUUUUCUUUAUAAACAUCAUAAUAGAAGAGGAGACACAUGUCAUUUGAAUAACUGAGAAACUAGGCUUCAGCUUAUUUAUAUCAAUCCAGUCUCGUGUUUAUUUACUAUGUUGCCACAACCCUGAAUGAUAUCUUACUGGAAUAAUAAAGUCUGAUAUAUUUUUCACAUA
Messenger RNA from Sus scrofa (pig), 2427 nucleotides. It is a transcript of the gene PLAT, whose product is annotated as plasminogen activator, tissue type. The record is from RefSeq and is marked provisional. Gene Ontology annotation, molecular function: serine-type endopeptidase activity. Lineage: Eukaryota; Metazoa; Chordata; Mammalia; Artiodactyla; Suidae. Gene Ontology annotation, cellular component: extracellular region. Gene Ontology annotation, biological process: plasminogen activation; platelet-derived growth factor receptor signaling pathway; smooth muscle cell migration.